This is a messenger RNA of Acanthoscelides obtectus, 564 nucleotides long. NCBI's taxonomy places the organism in Eukaryota, Metazoa, Arthropoda, Insecta, Coleoptera, Chrysomelidae. The record is from the annotation of a GenBank genome assembly.
AUGGCUUUAUUAGUUCAAGCUUUAAAUAGGAUGAAAGUCCUUACAGAAGGUAAUGUUUCCGAGGUCACCAGAACAUUUUGUUGUGCACAAAAAACUGAAAAAUGUUUACUUCGCGAAUGCCUAAAAUGCAAAGAUAAUACGAUUUCUUAUAAACCAUAUCAAAGCACUGAAGUCGGACAUUUUUUCAAAUGGACUACGAGAAAAGAGUCUUAUUUUGAUAAGUACCAGAAGCAAAAGAGUAUUACUAAAACCAUCAAGCAAAAGCUUAUCAUGCCUUUGGACGAAAUGAUUUUUGAGUUUGAAGGAUCAAUCAUAAACUUCUUGAAACAUAAAGGUAGAUCUCUGCAUCAGUAUAACCAAAUUUCUAAGAAAAAGGAAAGUUUGAUGCCGAAUGAAGUCAUGAUCCACGUGGAUUUUAGCGAGAACUAUUCAUUAAAACAUGCGGAGGAAACUCAAGCAUUUCACUUUGGUGGUUCGCGCCAACAGAUUUGCCUCCAUACUGUAGUUAUCUAUUUCAAGUCACUCGAAGUCAUUUUGCACACUGUCCCAGAGUCUGAAGCAUGA